Molecule: messenger RNA, 9219 nt
Organism: Closterium sp. Yama58-4
Lineage: Eukaryota; Viridiplantae; Streptophyta; Zygnematophyceae; Desmidiales; Closteriaceae
Source: the annotation of a GenBank genome assembly
AUGAACAGGAACACACAUCGUGCUAGCAACGCAGCUGAGCGUGCUAGCAACGCAGUUGAGCGUGCUAGCAACGCAGUUGAGCGUGCUAGCAACGCAGUUGAGCGUGCUAGCAACGCAGUUGAGCGUGCUAGCAACGCAGCUGAGCGUGCUAGCAACGCAGUUGAGCGUGCUAGCAACGCAGCUGAGCGUGCUAGCAACGCAGCUGAGCGUGCUAGCAACGCUGCUGAGCGUGCUAGCAACGCAGUUGAGCGUGCUAGCAACGCAGUUGAGCGUGCUAGCAACGCAGUUGAGCGUGCUAGCAACGCUGCUGAGCGUGCUAGCAACGCAGCUGAGCGUGCUAGCAACGCAGCUGAGCGUGCUAGCAACGCAGCUGAGCGUGCUAGCAACGCAGCUGAGCGUGCUAGCAACGCAGCUGAGCGUGCUAGCAACGCAGCUGAGCGUGCUAGCAACGCAGCUGAGCGUGCUAGCAACGCAGUUGAGCGUGCUAGCAACGCAGCAGAGCGUGCUAGCAACGCAGCUGAGCGUGCUAGCAACGCAGCUGAGCGUGCUAGCAACGCAGCUGAGCGUGCUAGCAACGCAGCUGAGCCAUCUAGCAACGCAGUUGAGCGUGCUAGCAACGCAGUUGAGCGUGCUAGCAACGCUGCUGAGCGUGCUAGCAACGCAGUUGAGCGUGCUAGCAACGCAGUUGAGCGUGCUAGCAACGCAGUUGAGCGUGCUAGCAACGCAGUUGAGCGUGCUAGCAACGCAGUUGAGCGUGCUAGCAAAGCAGCUGCGCGUGCUAGCAACGUUGCUGAGCAUGCUAGCAACGCAGCUGAGCGUGCUAGCAACGCAGCUGAGCGUGCUAGCAACGCAGCUGAGCGUGCUAGCAACGCAGCUGAGCGUGCUAGCAACGCAGCUGAGCGUGCUAGCAACGCAGUUGAGCGUGCUAGCAACGCAGUUGAGCGUGCUAGCAACGCAGUUGAGCGUGCUAGCAACGCAGUUGAGCGUGCUAGCAACGCAGCUGAGCGUGCUAGCAACGCAGUUGAGCGUGCUAGCAACGCAGCAGAGCGUGCUAGCAACGCAGCUGAGCGUGCUAGCAACGCAGCAGAGCGUGCUAGCAACGCAGCUGAGCGUGCUAGCAACGCAGUUGAGCGUGCUAGCAACGCUGCUGAGCGUGCUAGCAACGCAGUUGAGCGUGCUAGCAACGCAGUUGAGCGUGCUAGCAACGCAGUUGAGCGUGCUAGCAACGCAGUUGAGCGUGCUAGCAACGCAGUUGAGCGUGCUAGCAACGCAGCUGAGCGUGCUAGCAACGCAGCUGAGCGUGCUAGCAACGCAGCUGAGCGUGCUAGCAACGCAGCUGAGCGUGCUAGCAACGCAGCUGAGCGUGCUAGCAACGCUGCUGAGCGUGCUAGCAACGCAGCUGAGCGUGCUAGCAACGCAGCUGAGCGUGCUAGCAACGCAGCUGAGCGUGCUAGCAACGCAGCUGAGCGUGCUAGCAACGCAGCUGAGCGUGCUAGCAACGCUGCUGAGCGUGCUAGCAACGCAGUUGAGCGUGCUAGCAACGCAGUUGAGCGUGCUAGCAACGCAGUUGAGCGUGCUAGCAACGCAGUUGAGCGUGCUAGCAACGCAGCUGAGCGUGCUAGCAACGCAGCUGAGCGUGCUAGCAACGCAGUUGAGCGUGCUAGCAACGCAGCUGAGCGUGCUAGCAACGCAGCUGAGCGUGCUAGCAACGCAGCUGAGCGUGCUAGCAACGCUGCUGAGCGUGCUAGCAACGCAGCUGAGCGUGCUAGCAACGCAGCUGAGCGUGCUAGCAACGCAGUUGAGCGUGCUAGCAACGCAGUUGAGCGUGCUAGCAACGCAGUUGAGCGUGCUAGCAACGCAGCUGAGCGUGCUAGCAACGCAGCUGAGCGUGCUAGCAACGCAGCUGAGCGUGCUAGCAACGCAGCUGAGCGUGCUAGCAACGCAGCUGAGCGUGCUAGCAACGCUGCUGAGCGUGCUAGCAACGCAGCUGAGCGUGCUAGCAACGCUAGCAACGCAGUUGAGCGUGCUAGCAACGCUGCUGAGCGUGCUAGCAACGCACGUGCUAGCAACGCAGCUGAGCGUGCUAGCAACGCAGCUGAGCGUGCUAGCAACGCAGCUGAGCGUGCUAGCAACGCAGCUGAGCGUGCUAGCAACGCAGCUGAGCGUGCUAGCAACGCAGCUGAGCGUGCUAGCAACGCAGUUGAGCGUGCUAGCAACGCAGCAGAGCGUGCUAGCAACGCAGCUGAGCGUGCUAGCAACGCAGCUGAGCGUGCUAGCAACGCAGCUGAGCGUGCUAGCAACGCAGCUGAGCCAUCUAGCAACGCAGUUGAGCGUGCUAGCAACGCAGUUGAGCGUGCUAGCAACGCUGCUGAGCGUGCUAGCAACGCAGUUGAGCGUGCUAGCAACGCAGUUGAGCGUGCUAGCAACGCAGUUGAGCGUGCUAGCAACGCAGUUGAGCGUGCUAGCAACGCAGUUGAGCGUGCUAGCAAAGCAGCUGCGCGUGCUAGCAACGUUGCUGAGCAUGCUAGCAACGCAGCUGAGCGUGCUAGCAACGCAGCUGAGCGUGCUAGCAACGCAGCUGAGCGUGCUAGCAACGCAGCUGAGCGUGCUAGCAACGCAGCUGAGCGUGCUAGCAACGCAGCUUAUCGUGCUAGCAACGCAGUUGAGCGUGCUAGCAACGCAGUUGAGCGUGCUAGCAACGCAGCUGAGCGUGCUAGCAACGCAGCUGAGCGUGCUAGCAACGCAGCUGAGCGUGCUAGCAACGCAGCUGAGCGUGCUAGCAACGCAGCUGAGCGUGCUAGCAACGCUGCUGAGCGUGCUAGCAACGCAGUUGAGCGUGCUAGCAACGCAGUUGAGCGUGCUAGCAACGCAGUUGAGCGUGCUAGCAACGCAGUUGAGCGUGCUAGCAACGCAGCUGAGCGUGCUAGCAACGCAGCUGAGCGUGCUAGCAACGCAGUUGAGCGUGCUAGCAACGCAGCAGAGCGUGCUAGCAACGCAGCUGAGCGUGCUAGCAACGCAGCAGAGCGUGCUAGCAACGCAGCUGAGCGUGCUAGCAACGCAGUUGAGCGUGCUAGCAACGCUGCUGAGCGUGCUAGCAACGCAGUUGAGCGUGCUAGCAACGCAGUUGAGCGUGCUAGCAACGCAGUUGAGCGUGCUAGCAACGCAGCUGAGCGUGCUAGCAACGCAGCUGAGCGUGCUAGCAACGCAGCUGAGCGUGCUAGCAACGCAGCUGAGCGUGCUAGCAACGCUGCUGAGCGUGCUAGCAACGCUGCUGAGCGUGCUAGCAACGCAGCUGAGCGUGCUAGCAACGCAGCUGAGCGUGCUAGCAACGCAGCUGAGCGUGCUAGCAACGCAGCUGAGCGUGCUAGCAACGCAGCUGAGCGUGCUAGCAACGCAGCUGAGCGUGCUAGCAACGCUGCUGAGCGUGCUAGCAACGCUGCUGAGCGUGCUAGCAACGCAGUUGAGCGUGCUAGCAACGCAGUUGAGCGUGCUAGCAACGCAGUUGAGCGUGCUAGCAACGCAGUUGAGCGUGCUAGCAACGCAGCUGAGCGUGCUAGCAACGCAGCUGAGCGUGCUAGCAACGCAGUUGAGCGUGCUAGCAACGCAGUUGAGCGUGCUAGCAACGCAGCUGAGCGUGCUAGCAACGCAGCAGAGCGUGCUAGCAACGCAGCUGAGCGUGCUAGCAACGCAGCUGAGCGUGCUAGCAACGCUGCUGAGCGUGCUAGCAACGCAGUUGAGCGUGCUAGCAACGCAGUUGAGCGUGCUAGCAACGCAGUUGAGCGUGCUAGCAACGCAGUUGAGCGUGCUAGCAACGCAGCUGAGCGUGCUAGCAACGCAGCUGAGCGUGCUAGCAACGCAGCUGAGCGUGCUAGCAACGCAGUUGAGCGUGCUAGCAACGCAGUUGAGCGUGCUAGCAACGCAGUUGAGCGUGCUAGCAACGCAGUUGAGCGUGCUAGCAACGCAGUUGAGCGUGCUAGCAACGCAGCUGAGCGUGCUAGCAACGCAGCUGAGCGUGCUAGCAACGCAGCAGAGCGUGCUAGCAACGCAGCUGAGCGUGCUAGCAACGCUGCUGAGCGUGCUAGCAACGCUGCUGAGCGUGCUAGCAACGCAGUUGAGCGUGCUAGCAACGCAGUUGAGCGUGCUAGCAACGCAGUUGAGCGUGCUAGCAACGCAGCUGAGCGUGCUAGCAACGCAGUUGAGCGUGCUAGCAACGCAGUUGAGCGUGCUAGCAACGCAGUUGAGCGUGCUAGCAACGCAGCUGAGCGUGCUAGCAACGCAGCUGAGCGUGCUAGCAACGCUGCUGAGCGUGCUAGCAACGCUGCUGAGCGUGCUAGCAACGCAGUUGAGCGUGCUAGCAACGCAGCAGAGCGUGCUAGCAACGCAGCAGAGCGUGCUAGCAACGCAGCUGAGCGUGCUAGCAACGCAGCUGAGCGUGCUAGCAACGCAGCUGAGCGUGCUAGCAACGCAGCUGAGCGUGCUAGCAACGCAGCUGAGCGUGCUAGCAACGCAGUUGAGCGUGCUAGCAACGCAGUUGAGCGUGCUAGCAACGCAGUUGAGCGUGCUAGCAACGCAGUUGAGCGUGCUAGCAACGCAGCUGAGCGUGCUAGCAACGCAGCUGAGCGUGCUAGCAACGCAGCUGAGCGUGCUAGCAACGCAGCUGAGCGUGCUACCAACGCUGCUAAGCGUGCUAGCAACGCUGCUGAGCGUGCUAGCAACGCAGCUGAGCGUGCUAGCAACGCAGCAGAGCGUGCUAGCAACGCAGCUGAGCGUGCUAGCAACGCAGCUGAGCGUGCUAGCAACGCUGCUGAGCGUGCUAGCAACGCAGCUGAGCGUGCUAGCAACGCUGCUGAGCGUGCUAGCAACGCUGCUGAGCGUGCUAGCAACGCAGUUGAGCGUGCUAGCAACGCAGUUGAGCGUGCUAGCAACGCAGUUGAGCGUGCUAGCAACGCAGCUGAGCGUGCUAGCAACGCAGCUGAGCGUGCUAGCAACGCAGUUGAGCGUGCUAGCAACGCAGCUGAGCGUGCUAGCAACGCAGCUGAGCGUGCUAGCAACGCUGCUGAGCGUGCUAGCAACGCAGCUGAGCAUGCUAGAAACGCAGCUGAGCGUGCUAGCAACGCAGCUGAGCGUGCUAGCAACGCAGUUGAGCGUGCUAGCAACGCAGUUGAGCGUGCUAGCAACGCAGUUGAGCGUGCUAGCAACGCUGCUGAGCGUGCUAGCAACGCAGCUGAGCGUGCUAGCAACGCAGCUGAGCGUGCUAGCAACGCAGCUGAGCGUGCUAGCAACGCAGCUGAGCGUGCUAGCAACGCAGCUGAGCGUGCUAGCAACGCAGCUGAGCGUGCUAGCAACGCAGUUGAGCGUGCUAGCAACGCAGCAGAGCGUGCUAGCAACGCAGCUGAGCGUGCUAGCAACGCAGCUGACCAUGCUAGCAACGCUGCUGAGCAUGCUAGCAACGCAGCUGAGCCAUCUAGCAACGCAGCUGAGCCAUCUAGCAACGCAGUUAAGCGUGCUAGCAACGCAGUUGAGCGUGCUAGCAACGCUGCUGAGCGUGCUAGCAACGCAGUUGAGCGUGCUAGCAACGCAGUUGAGCGUGCUAGCAACGCAGUUGAGCGUGCUAGCAACGCAGUUGAGCGUGCUAGCAACGCAGUUGAGCGUGCUAGCAAAGCAGCUGCGCGUGCUAGCAACGUUGCUGAGCAUGCUAGCAACGCAGCUGAGCGUGCUAGCAACGCAGCUGAGCGUGCUAGCAACGCAGCUGAGCGUGCUAGCAACGCAGCUGAGCGUGCUAGCAACGCAGCUGAGCGUGCUAGCAACGCAGCUGAGCGUGCUAGCAACGCAGUUGAGCGUGCUAGCAACGCAGUUGAGCGUGCUAGCAACGCAGCUGAGCGUGCUAGCAACGCAGCUGAGCGUGCUAGCAACGCAGCUGAGCGUGCUAGCAACGCAGCUGAGCGUGCUAGCAACGCAGCUGAGCGUGCUAGCAACGCUGCUGAGCGUGCUAGCAACGCAGCUGAGCGUGCUAGCAACGCUAGCAACGCAGUUGAGCGUGCUAGCAACGCUGCUGAGCGUGCUAGCAACGCAGUUGAGCGUGCUAGCAACGCAGUUGAGCGUGCUAGCAACGCAGUUGAGCGUGCUAGCAACGCUGCUGAGCGUGCUAGCAACGCAGCUGAGCGUGCUAGCAACGCAGCUGAGCGUGCUAGCAACGCAGCUGAGCGUGCUAGCAACGCAGCUGAGCGUGCUAGCAACGCAGCUGAGCGUGCUAGCAACGCAGCUGAGCGUGCUAGCAACGCAGUUGAGCGUGCUAGCAACGCAGCAGAGCGUGCUAGCAACGCAGCUGAGCGUGCUAGCAACGCAGCUGACCGUGGUAGCAACGCUGCUGAGCAUGCUAGCAACGCAGCUGAGCCAUCUAGCAACGCAGUUGAGCGUGCUAGCAACGCAGUUGAGCGUGCUAGCAACGCUGCUGAGCGUGCUAGCAACGCAGUUGAGCGUGCUAGCAACGCAGUUGAGCGUGCUAGCAACGCAGUUGAGCGUGCUAGCAACGCAGUUGAGCGUGCUAGCAACGCAGUUGAGCGUGCUAGCAAAGCAGCUGCGCGUGCUAGCAACGUUGCUGAGCAUGCUAGCAACGCAGCUGAGCGUGCUAGCAACGCAGCUGAGCGUGCUAGCAACGCAGCUGAGCGUGCUAGCAACGCAGCUGAGCGUGCUAGCAACGCAGCUGAGCGUGCUAGCAACGCAGCUGAGCGUGCUAGCAACGCAGCUGAGCGUGCUAGCAACGCAGUUGAGCGUGCUAGCAACGCAGCUGAGCGUGCUAGCAACGCAGCUGAGCGUGCUAGCAACGCAGCUGAGCGUGCUAGCAACGCAGCUGAGCGUGCUAGCAACGCAGCUGAGCGUGCUAGCAACGCUGCUGAGCGUGCUAGCAACGCAGUUGAGCGUGCUAGCAACGCAGUUGAGCGUGCUAGCAACGCAGUUGAGCGUGCUAGCAACGCAGUUGAGCGUGCUAGCAACGCAGCUGAGCGUGCUAGCAACGCAGCUGAGCGUGCUAGCAACGCAGUUGAGCGUGCUAGCAACGCAGCAGAGCGUGCUAGCAACGCAGCUGAGCGUGCUAGCAACGCAGCAGAGCGUGCUAGCAACGCAGCUGAGCGUGCUAGCAACGCAGUUGAGCGUGCUAGCAACGCAGUUGAGCGUGCUAGCAACGCUGCUGAGCGUGCUAGCAACGCAGCUGAGCGUGCUAGCAACGCAGCUGAGCGUGCUAGCAACGCAGUUGAGCGUGCUAGCAACGCAGUUGAGCGUGCUAGCAACGCAGCUGAGCGUGCUAGCAACGCAGCUGAGCGUGCUAGCAACGCAGCUGAGCGUGCUAGCAACGCAGCUGAGCGUGCUAGCAACGCAGCUGAGCGUGCUAGCAACGCUGCUGAGCGUGCUAGCAACGCAGUUGAGCGUGCUAGCAACGCAGUUGAGCGUGCUAGCAACGCAGUUGAGCGUGCUAGCAACGCAGUUGAGCGUGCUAGCAACGCAGCUGAGCGUGCUAGCAACGCAGCUGAGCGUGCUAGCAACGCAGUUGAGCGUGCUAGCAACGCAGCAGAGCGUGCUAGCAACGCAGUUGAGCGUGCUAGCAACGCAGCUGAGCGUGCUAGCAACGCAGCUGAGCGUGCUAGCAACGCAGCUGAGCGUGCUAGCAACGCAGCUGAGCGUGCUAGCAACGCAGCUGAGCGUGCUAGCAACGCUGCUGAGCGUGCUAGCAACGCAGCUGAGCGUGCUAGCAACGCAGCUGAGCGUGCUAGCAACGCAGCUGAGCGUGCUAGCAACGCAGCUGAGCGUGCUAGCAACGCUGCUGAGCGUGCUAGCAACGCAGUUGAGCGUGCUAGCAACGCAGUUGAGCGUGCUAGCAACGCAGUUGAGCGUGCUAGCAACGCAGUUGAGCGUGCUAGCAACGCAGCUGAGCGUGCUAGCAACGCAGCUGAGCGUGCUAGCAACGCAGUUGAGCGUGCUAGCAACGCAGCAGAGCGUGCUAGCAACGCAGCUGAGCGUGCUAGCAACGCAGCAGAGCGUGCUAGCAACGCAGCUGAGCGUGCUAGCAACGCAGCUGAGCGUGCUAGCAACGCAGCUGAGCGUGCUAGCAACGCAGUUGAGCGUGCUAGCAACGCAGUUGAGCGUGCUAGCAACGCAGUUGAGCGUGCUAGCAACGCAGUUGAGCGUGCUAGCAACGCAGCUGAGCGUGCUAGCAACGCAGUUGAGCGUGCUAGCAACGCAGUUGAGCGUGCUAGCAACGCAGUUGAGCGUGCUAGCAACGCAGUUGAGCGUGCUAGCAACGCUGCUGAGCGUGCUAGCAACGCAGACGCUGCUGAGCGUGCUAGCAACGCAGCUGAGCGUGCUAGCAACGCUGCUGAGCGUGCUAGCAACGCUGCUGCGCGUGCUAGCAACGCUGCUGAGCGUGCUAGCAACGCAGUUGAGCGUGCUAGCAACGCAGUUGAGCGUGCUAGCAACGCAGUUGAGCGUGCUAGCAACGCAGCUGAGCGUGCUAGCAACGCAGUUGAGCGUGCUAGCAACGCAGUUGAGCGUGCUAGCAACGCAGUUGAGCGUGCUAGCAACGCAGUUGAGCGUGCUAGCAACGCAGUUGAGCGUGCUAGCAACGCAGUUGAGCGUGCUAGCAACGCUGCUGAGCGUGCUAGCAACGCAGACGCUGCUGAGCGUGCUAGCAACGCAGCUGAGCGUGCUAGCAACGCAGCUGAGCGUGCUAGCAACGCAGCUGAGCGUGCUAGCAACGCUGCUGAGCGUGCUAGCAACGCUGCUGAGCGUGCUAGCAACGCUGCUGAGCGUGCUAGCAACGCUGCUGAGCGUGCUAGCAACGCAGUUGAGCGUGCUAGCAACGCAGUUGAGCGUGCUAGCAACGCAGUUGAGCGUGCUAGCAACGCAGCUGAGCGUGCUAGCAACGCAGUUGAGCGUGCUAGCAACGCAGUUGAGCGUGCUAGCAACGCAGCUGAGCGUGCUAGCAACGCAGUUGAGCGUGCUAGCAACGCAGUUGAGCGUGCUAGCAACGCAGCUGAGCGUGCUAGCAACGCAGCUGAGCGUGCUAGCAACGCAGUUGAGCGUGCUAGCAACGCAGUUGAGCGUGCUAGCAACGCUGCUGAGCGUGCUAGCAACGCUGCUGAGCGUGCUAGCAACGCAGUUGAGCGUGCUAGCAACGCAGUUGAGCGUGCUAGCAACGCAGUUGAGCGUGCUAGCAACGCAGCUUGA